CAAGCUAGCUUUUCACCUUCAACAAUCAACCGCUCCAAAGAUGCCAUUUAGCUUCCAACGUCUAAAACCCUCUCAAAAUCCUGUCGCAACGAAACCCUCUCAACAUCCCUCUCGACGACGACGACUUCCACCAACAAUGGCUUCCAGUUCCAGGCGUCUUCGUGCUUUCAAACGAUGGAUGUCCUCAAACGGCAUUAAAUUCAGCGACGCCCUAGAAUUUCUGGAAACACAAAACUCCGGAAUCUGCGUCAAGUCAAAAUGCGACUUAAAAGAAGGAGACCUAAUUGCUACAAUCCCUAAAAUUGCUUGCUUGACGAUUCGAACCUCCGCAGCUUCGUCAAUGAUUGAAGCUGCUGAUUUUGAUGGAUUGUUAGGACUUUCUGUUGCGGUUAUGUACGAGAGAAGUUUAGGUUUGAAGUCUCCUUGGUGUGGUUACCUUGACCUGUUGCCUAAAUUUGAGCCUUUGCCUUUUGUUUGGAGUUUGGAUGAUGUUGAUCGCCUUCUUUGUGGUACUGAGCUACAUAAGACGAUCAAAGAAGACAAAGCUCUCAUCUAUGAGGACUGGAAAGAGUGCAUUCUACCUCUAAUUCAUUCAGCUGAAUUUGCACUUGAUCCAAAAUUUUUCGGUGUUGAGGAUUACUUUGCUGCAAAAAGCCUUAUAGCAUCUCGAUCCUUUCAAAUUGAUGACUACCAUGGCUCCGGAAUGGUUCCUUUGGCGGAUCUUUUUAAUCACAAGACCGGAGCUGAGGAUGUGCACUUUACCUCUGCACCAUCUCCUGAUGAUUCCGAUGACAGUGCUGACAGCGUGACUGAUGAUGAGAAUGACAAAAAUGAGGAAUUUCAAUCAGAGACAUCUCAGUGUGAAGAUAAUGGUUCAUCGGGUGCUUCACUUGUUCCGAGCUCCUUAGAUGGUCCUAACUUGGAGUCUGAAGACAUACCUGACAAUCCCCUUGUCUUGGAAAUGAUUCUUGUGAAAGAUGUCAAUGCCGGUGCUGAGGUCUUUAACACAUAUGGGUCUAUGGGAAAUGCAGCAUUGCUCCAUAGAUACGGAUUUACGGAACUAGACAAUCCUUAUGACAUUGUCAAUAUUGAUAUAGAAUUGGUACUCCCGUGGAGUUCAUCUCUCUUUUCUAAUCGUCACAGUAGAGCAAGACUAUCUUUAUGGAGAAAGCUCGGCUACUCAGGUUGUGAAAGCGAAAAUUCAGAAUACUUUGAAGUUUCAUAUAACGGUGAACCCCAACUUGAGCUAUUGUCCUUGCUUUACAUAAUCUUAUUGUCUGAAGAAGCAUAUACUAAGUUGGAUCUCACCUUAGCCUUUAAAGGAAAUUCCACCGAGUCUGCUUUAACUAUUAUGUCAAAGAAAGGCAAAGUUCUAGAGGGAGAAAUUUCUGAAAUGACUAGUGAUAUGUUAUUGACUAAGGGUGUCUGUAAGGCUCUAAUAUCACUUGCUGAUAUAAGAGAGCGCCUGUAUGGCACAAGCUUGUUGGAACAUGAAAUCGAGAACCUAAGUAACUGUGAUUGUACUACCGAAAGAAAGUUGUACCAUUCAUUGGUCCUUCGUGUCAGUGAAAGAAGGAUCUUACAAAAGCUGAGAACUUACGCUGAGGCGGGUGCUAAGGCGCUAAGGCCGCAUGCGAGGAAGAAGUUGAAAUCAUGAUUUGGUACGUAGCUUUGUGAUGAAUCAUGAAUGGCAUUAUCAUUUGAUCUGAGCUGGCAUGAGUUGGAGAAGCAGUUUUGCUGAAUUAUUUGUUACAUUUGUUUUUUAUCUUAACAAGUUCACUAAGCAAGGCAAAGCCAAAAAAAUGCAUUUUCUGCUGAAUUUGUUUGUGAUUGAGACAUUAAACUGAUCCUGAUAUGUAUCACUUUCAGAUUUCAUUUUUUUUGCUAAGAACUUGCGGCAGUCUCUUAUUCUAUGCAUCUGAUGAUCCCCUUAUCUUGUUAAACUUAUUCUGAGUACUACUCCUAUGCUGUUGUACCUGCCCAUUUGGUUGAACAGCUAGUUGUGAGUGUUUUGGUUUAAGGAGUGAGGUUCGUGCUGAUAUUGGAAAAAUGCUUAUGUUAAGACUAUUGAAUUAAAGUUGGUCUCACAAGUCACAAGAGCAACAUGUUAUGCUUCAUGUUAGAUUUCAAGGGCUAUUAAAUGUUCUGUACAACCUAUCGGAAACAAAAAAAAGGUAUCCAUUACUACUACAAAGUGUUUGGUUGGUUGACAUGAGAAAACAUGGACGGUAAA
This is a messenger RNA of Beta vulgaris subsp. vulgaris (sugar beet), 2233 nucleotides long. RefSeq names its product ribosomal lysine N-methyltransferase 3. Bases 41 to 1657 code for a protein of 538 amino acids. Gene Ontology annotation, cellular component: nucleus. Gene Ontology annotation, molecular function: protein-lysine N-methyltransferase activity; protein binding. The record is from RefSeq and is a predicted model, not a curated record. NCBI's taxonomy places the organism in Eukaryota, Viridiplantae, Streptophyta, Magnoliopsida, Caryophyllales, Amaranthaceae. Gene Ontology annotation, biological process: peptidyl-lysine monomethylation. The transcript is spliced from 5 exons.